This is a messenger RNA of Sesamum indicum (sesame), 1813 nucleotides long. RefSeq names its product RING-H2 finger protein ATL16. Gene Ontology annotation, biological process: protein ubiquitination. Gene Ontology annotation, molecular function: transferase activity. The record is from RefSeq and is a predicted model, not a curated record. NCBI's taxonomy places the organism in Eukaryota, Viridiplantae, Streptophyta, Magnoliopsida, Lamiales, Pedaliaceae.
UACUCUGUUUUUCUUUUCUUUUCUUUUUUUUUAGUUGUUUUAAUCUGUUUUCUCACCAUAAAAAAGGUCCACAAAGCAUUAUAUUAAUAUUACAUUCACAUCCAAUCUCUCCGCUGUCUUCUCCAAUAGUACAAGCAUUUAAUCCCAGCCUAAGUUUUUCUCACUUCGGUCCCUCCCUCUUCUCCAAGCUUCUCUCUCUCUCUCUCUCUCUCUCUCUCUGGAUUUCUCUGUACUCUCCAAAUCUUUUCUCCACUGUAAUCCUCUUCAAUCUCCAUCUGGGCUGUCGUAAUUCUUGAAAUCUUGGAAUGGGACGACCUCGUUUUUUGAUUUAAGAAGUAAUUAUCAUGUUCGUGUUUCUUGAUCGAAGAUCUCAGAGAAAAACCGUGCAUUGUUGUCAACUUGCAUAAUUCUUAAUGGAUCUGGUGACCCGGAAAUUCUACUCCCAUGUAUCAGAAGCUUUGUCUCCGAUGACGAGCCCGCCGAGCUCAGUUUCCUUGCAUUCUUCACACACGGGUUUCCCGAUUAUAGCGGUCGCCCUUAUUGGCAUACUAGCGACGGCGUUCUUGCUGGUUAGCUACUACAUAUUUGUGAUCAAGUGCUGCUUGAACUGGCACAGAAUCGAUCUCUUGCGGCGGUUUUCGUUCUCCAGGCGGCGGCCGGCGGAGGACCCUUUGAUGGUUCACUCUCCGGUGGCAGAAAGCCGGGGGCUCAACGAGGCUGCCAUUAGAUCAAUACCAGUGUUCAAGUUCAAGAAAGGCAAUGCAAACGACGAGGCUGCCGAUGUAAAACCGUGCGAAUGCGCCGUCUGUUUGAAUGAAUUCCUAGAAGAAGAGAAGCUCAGAGUUAUCCCCAACUGCGGCCAUGUGUUUCACAUAGAUUGCAUUGAUGUUUGGCUUCAGAACAAUGCCAAUUGCCCUCUUUGCAGGACAAGCGUUUCAGCCUCCAGGCCUGAUGUAAGGUUCUGUCUGGAUCAAAUUCUUGCUCCAGGCCAUUCUCCUCAAGAUCCAAAUCCCAACAGUGAUAACUUCACAGGCAGGGAUGAAGACUAUGUGGUUAUUGAAAUAGGAUCAGAUCAGCGGCAGAGUGUGUAUCCACCCUUAUCAAGAAUCCCGGAAAAUUUGAAUACAGACGAGCUUUUACCAAUCAGUCCUUCACCGAGGAAGUUAGGGUCGAAAAUUUCACGAAAGAAAGCGAAAAAAUUGAGCCAUGUUUCAAGCAUGGGAGAUGAAUGUAUUGACAGUAGGCAGAAAGAUGAGCAGUUUGUAGUUCAGCCCAUAAGGAGGUCUUUUUCCAUGGACUCAGCUGCUGAUUCUCAGCUUUACUUAGCUGUUCAAGAAAUAAUGCAAAGGCACAGAGAGAUAAACAGUGAAGUGAUUAGCCCAAAUGAAGAUUGCAGCAGCAGCAGCAGCAACAACAACAGAGUUAAAAGAUCAUUCUUUUCUUUUGGGCAAGGAAAGGGUUCAAGAAGUGCAGUUCAACCAGUUGAGUUAGAACCUUGAGCUCAUAUAUUUUUUCUUUUUUUAAUGAUGUUUAAUUUAGUAGGUAGAGAAGUAUAGGUGUUAGAUUUGUUUAGAGGAGGGUACAGAAUGGUUGUCAUAUACUAGUAGUGAAUUUGCAGUUUGGUGGCAUUUAGUUGUAUUGGGAUUUUGGAUCAUUCAUUACAUGACAAAUUGGAAGGCUUGAUGGACCACUCUAUAUCUAAUUUUGACUUGAAGCUAUUAUUGCAACCAUCAUUGCUUUUGCAACUUUCCUUUUCCUUUUCCCCUUUCUUUUUUUGUUUUUUUAAGUUGAAUUCUCAAUUGAAUCAACUUAU